Molecule: messenger RNA, 1245 nt
Organism: Stylophora pistillata
Lineage: Eukaryota; Metazoa; Cnidaria; Anthozoa; Scleractinia; Pocilloporidae
Product: 3-dehydrosphinganine reductase
Biological process (GO): sphingolipid biosynthetic process
Cellular component (GO): endoplasmic reticulum membrane
Molecular function (GO): 3-dehydrosphinganine reductase activity
Source: RefSeq, a predicted model, not a curated record
GGCAACUAGAGAUGAUAGAGUGGGUUAUUAUUGCAGUUCUUGCUUGUGCGUUGAGCCUUUUGCUUAUUGACGUUUUGAAUAAGAAGAAAACUGAGAUCGAUGGAGCUCAUACUGUGGUAACUGGCGGGUCAAGUGGAAUCGGAAAAGCCUUAGCGAUUAAACUGGCCAAAUGUGGAGCCAAUGUGACGAUUUUAGCUCGAAAUAUGAAUAGACUAGAGGAAACAGUAAAAGAAGUAAAGAAACACCUAGCUCCAGAGAGGAAGGUUUUGGCUCUGUCUGUGGAUCUUAUUACUAAUGCACAAGAUGUAGAAAGUACUUUAGAUCAGGCAUCUGAAGCCCUGGGCCCAAUAGACAUUCUUAUCAACUGUGCUGGCUUUGCAGUCUGUGGCUUGUUUGAGGAAACUUCAAUUGAGGAUUUUAAGGCAAUGAUAAACACAAACUAUUUGGCUAGUGUGUUCACAAGUCAUGCUGUUGUGAAGAAGAUGAAGCAGAGGAGAAAAGGUCACCUUGUGUUUGUAUCAUCAAUAGGAGGGCAGUUUGGUAUAUUUGGCUUUACUGCUUAUUCACCUUCCAAGUUUGCAGUUAGGGGUUUUGCAGAAACGUUGUUUAUGGAGGUGAAGCCAUACAAUAUUGCUGUCUCUGUGGCCUUUCCACCAGACACAGACACACCAGGAUUUGAAAAUGAGAAUAAGAACAAGCCUGAAGAAACGCAUCUAAUCAGUAGCUCAGGAGGUCUUUUCACCCCAGAACAAGUUGCAAGUAACAUAGUUAUAGGAAUCAAGGACAGACGAUUCAUUAUAUCAUGUGGCUUUGAUGGAUAUGUAGUGAGUACGCUGACAGCAGGUUUAGCUCCGAUCUCUUCGUUAAUGGAGCUACUAACCCAAGUUAUUCUGAUGGGACCACUCAGAUUUGUGCUGGCGUUCUAUCUGUAUUAUUAUGAUCGUAUUGUAUUUAAAGGGAUGCAAAAGAGAGAACGAAGCAAAAAGACAGAGUGAAGUGACCUUACCUGGUCAAUGGACAAAGUAAACGCAUGUUUGAAAUGCCUAUAGCAGCAUACCAGCCCAAGUGAGGGGUGGCGUUUUCCAGGGUUGACUAAAGACACCAUGGAACGGAAAUUAAGAACUUUUUUCCGAGUGUGAAUCUUUUUAAGACUGAAAUCGUUGUAAUUGAUCAAGUACGAGAUUGGAAAUCUUAUUUAACAGUUUCAAUUCGCAUCAAUAAAGGUACAAGAGUUUUUAUUGCUGC